Messenger RNA from Populus trichocarpa (black cottonwood), 1101 nucleotides. Its product is annotated as deSI-like protein At4g17486. The transcript is spliced from 3 exons. The record is from RefSeq and is a predicted model, not a curated record. Gene Ontology annotation, molecular function: deubiquitinase activity. Gene Ontology annotation, biological process: protein deubiquitination. NCBI's taxonomy places the organism in Eukaryota, Viridiplantae, Streptophyta, Magnoliopsida, Malpighiales, Salicaceae. Bases 186 to 893 code for a protein of 235 amino acids.
CCCAUAUUUUAGUAAAUUAAUAAAUAAACUUCUCGGUUCCCAAGUUAGCCCCUAAAUUCCUCGAAUUUCCUUGAUCCCCACAAAUAUUGCCCUUCUCUUUGCUUUCUAUAUCCAUCAUCACCACCACCACCAACAUUUCUAUCUUUAUUUUCUUUCCCUUUAAAUAAAAAGGAAGAAAGAAAGAAAUGUUGUGCAGAAUGGUGAUGUUGAACCGGAAAAAGAAAACAGGGACAGUUCCGGUUUACUUAAAUGUUUAUGAUUUGACAACUGUUAAUGGUUACGCUUACUGGGUUGGUCUCGGGGUCUAUCAUUCUGGUGUACAAGUUCACGGUGUUGAAUAUAGUUUUGGAGCACAUGAUCAUGAGACAACGGGGAUUUUUGAGGUUGAGCCGAAGCAAUGCCCGGGAUUUAUGUUUAGGAAAUCUAUAUUGAUUGGAAGAACCGAUUUGGGUCCUAAAGAAGUUCGGGCCUUCAUGGAGAAAUUAGCUCAGGAGUAUCCUGGGAAUACUUACCAUCUUAUUACUAAGAACUGCAAUCACUUCUGUAAUGAUGUGUGUUUCAAGCUGACUGGGAAAACAAUUCCACAAUGGGUUAAUCGUCUUGCUCGUUUAGGUUUUCUUUGCAAUUGUGUUCUUCCAGCAGAGUUGAAUCAAACAAAAAUUCGCCAAGUUAGAUCAGAAGAAAGUGCACGAGAGGGAGAGAAGAAGAAAUUGAGGAGCCGGUCGACUAGGUUCAUUUCUUCUUCUAACCCUGUAAAUACUUCCCCUUCAUUGACAUCUUACCCUUCAAGUUCUGAAAGCAGAAGUGGUAGACAGAAACGAUCCAUUCCUGUGUCUCCAAGAUCUUUUGUUCACGAUGAAUCUUCAUCAUCGACAUGGAGCUUGAAGGCUUAAUGAAGGCGUUAGGUUUUGAAACUUUCUAGGGUUUUAGAAUUUAAAGAAGUCAACUACAGAUGGGCAAAACUGCAAAACUUGUAUUCUGCCCCAUUUUAUCUGGUUCCAGUGGUUGCAGAAACAUCUGCUUCAAAGUUGCUGCAGUGUCUCUGUUUUCUGUAAAGAUUUCUGUUUUUAACGAAUGGAAGUCAUGUGAUUUUCUGUAAAA